This is a messenger RNA of Ostrea edulis (European flat oyster), 2083 nucleotides long. RefSeq names its product polyribonucleotide 5'-hydroxyl-kinase Clp1-like. Gene Ontology annotation, cellular component: mRNA cleavage factor complex; nucleus. Gene Ontology annotation, molecular function: polynucleotide 5'-hydroxyl-kinase activity. NCBI's taxonomy places the organism in Eukaryota, Metazoa, Mollusca, Bivalvia, Ostreida, Ostreidae. The record is from RefSeq and is a predicted model, not a curated record. Gene Ontology annotation, biological process: tRNA splicing, via endonucleolytic cleavage and ligation. Bases 147 to 1430 code for a protein of 427 amino acids. The transcript is spliced from 12 exons.
CCGGAAGUUUUGGUUUUUCAAGCUGCACGCUGACUAUCAUAUGCUGCAAUAACUGGAAUAAACAUCUUUGUAGAGCAUGCAUAAGUAGAGGAAACGAACCCAAACUUUAAAUGUGUUAUUAGACUAAUGAAGAAGUAAGAACAGUCAUGAGCGAGGAAAAGAACGUAGAGGAGUAUCGACUGAACGUGGAUGAGGAGCUGCGCUUUGAGGUUGAGGCAGCUAGCAAUGCCACAGUACAGAUGGAGCUUCUGGAGGGAAUGGCAGAGAUGUUUGGAUCAGAAUUGACAAAGGGAAAAGUCUACAACUUUGACCAGGGGGCAAAAGUAGCCAUCUUUACAUGGCAUGGCUGUUUAAUCAAGCUGCAAGGAAGAACAGAGGUAGCGUAUGUUGCUAAGGAAACACCCAUGGUGAUGUACAUAAAUACCCAUGCUGCACUUGAACAAAUGAGAGAAAAGGCGGAGAUGGACAAUACCAGGGGGCCAAGGGUGAUGUUGGUGGGUCCCACUGAUGUUGGGAAGAGCACUGUGUCCCGUCUCUUGUUGAACUACGCCACCAGGCUAGGGAGAGCACCCAUUUUUGUUGACUUGGAUGUUGGACAGGGUCAGGUGUCCAUACCCGGUACUGUGGGUGCAGUCGUGGUCGAGCGACCAGCAGAUGUAGAAGAAGGUUUCCACCUGAACGCUCCACUGGUUUUUCACUAUGGUCACACUUCCCCCUCCACCAAUCCGCAGCUGUACAAAUUACUGGUGUCAAGAAUGGCUGAAGUCACCAACAUGAAGUGUGACAAACAGCGCAAAGUCAGUGUCAGCGGAGUAAUCAUAAACACUGGGGGGUGGAUCAAAGGUGGUGGAUAUGACUCUCUGAAGCAUGCAGCAGGAUCUUUCGAAGUGGAUGUGAUCAUAGUCCUUGAUCAGGAGAGACUUUAUAAUGAAUUGAAGAGGGACAUGCCAGAAUUUGUCAAAGUCAUUCUACUGCCGAAGUCAGGAGGGGUUGUUGAGAGAAACCAGCACCAGAGAUCUGAUGCCCGUGAUGUCAGAAUCCGGGAAUAUUUCUAUGGAGUGAAGAUCAAUGGGAAAGACACCUUCUUCCCACACCCAAUGGACAUUCCUUUCAGCUCAGUGAAGCUGUACAAAAUUGGAGCUCCUGCCUUACCAGAUGCUUGUCUUCCCCUGGGGAUGAAGUCACAGGACAACAAGCUUAAACUGGUUCCCAUUCGACCAGGAAUAAACAUUUUACAUCAUGUGUUUAGUGUCAGCUCAGCAUCCAGUAUAGAAGAUAAUGUGAUAGAAUCUAAUGCAUUAGGCCAUGUUGUCAUAUCUGGACUGGAUACAGAAAAGGAAACUUUCAACAUUCUCUCACCUUCCCAGAAUCCUCUGCCAAAUGACAUUCUUCUAAUUCUGGACUUACAAUUUAUGGACAUCGAAAUCUGAGGAUUUGUGCAGCAAAUGUUUUGUGGGUAAAGGGAUAUAGCAGUGACUGAAGGAAUCAUUUCAGAAUUUUGUCAGAUUUGUUUCCACAAUAUAAGUUGGUAUGAGACCAAACAAAAAACAAGCUGUUGCGGAAUUUGUUCUGGCUGACCAAUCAUAGUCAAGUACAAAAUGGAGGACAACCAAACAAUAUUGGUUAUGAAUAAGUUGGAAAUUGGGCCAAUCAGUCAUUUUACAAAUGGGAGACUGAUUAUUUAUGAUUUAGGACAAAAUUGAGACUGACCAAUCAGAAUUACAUACACAACUGCAGUGUAUAAACAACGAAUAGAAUAUACCCUAUGAGUGGAUAUUUUAGCAAGAUGAUAUUUUAGCAAAUCUCUGAUUUUGAAAAAAAAAAAUGUUAUGCUACCUACAGCAUAAAGAGUAUAUACUUAGUGCCAAUGAGAAGAUGGAAAUAUUAACAUUUAUACUGUGAAGUUUUAAUGGUAGGAUAUGUGCAGUGUGGAACAUUUUACUACCAGUCCAUUUCAUGUUUUAAAUUAUCUAAUUUUUAUUUUGUUACAGUAUUAAGAUUGUAAAAUUAUAAUUUUUCAUUGGUGUUUAAUGUUUAUUGAAAAUAAAUGAAAAUAACAAAAUAAAAAGGUUUCACAAAUUGA